AUGCCUCCUCAAGAAGAGAAAAUUUCAACCACCACCAGACAAAGUCACGAAGAGAAUAUAAGCGAGAAAACCAGACGAGACUACUCGGCCGCUUCUGUAGCUCACCUCGCUCCACACAUCCAAGAGUACAUUCUUGAAAAGGCUGCGCUCUGCCAGCCCGACGACAUCUACGUCUGCAACGGCUCCGAAGCUGAAAAAGAAAAGAUCAUCAACACCCUGCUCAAGGAGAAGCUGAUCAAGCCGAUCCCCAAGCUUGAAAACUGCUAUUUGGCCAAGACUGAUCCAAAGGACGUCGCCCGGGUUGAAAGCAAAACCGUCAUCUCCACUGAAAACGAACGAGAGACCAUUCCAAUCCCUCAAGAAGGCGUCGAAGGAAAACUCGGAAAAUGGAUGGCUCCCGGAGACCUUCAGGCUGCCAUUCAAGAUCGAUUCCCUGGAUGCAUGAAGGGUCGAACUAUGUACGUCAUUCCUUUCUCCAUGGGUCCAAUUGGAGGUUCCAUCUCAAAGUACGGCAUUGAACUGACCGAUUCUCCUUACGUUGUCGCGUCGAUGGGAAUCAUGACUCGAGUGAACGAAAGUGUCUUGGAAGAAAUCGGCAGCGGCGAAUUCGUCAAGUGUCUCCACUCUGUUCUCGUCACACACAUUCCAAAGGACAGAGAGAUCAUCUCCUUCGGAUCUGGAUACGGUGGAAACUCUCUUCUCGGCAAGAAAUGCUUCGCUCUCCGAAUUGGUUCUACCAUUGCUCGUGAUGAAGGAUGGCUCGCCGAGCAUAUGCUCAUUCUCGGAAUCACCAACCCGCAGGGUGAGAAGAAAUACAUCGCUGCUGCCUUCCCAAGUGCCUGUGGAAAGACAAAUCUUGCGAUGAUGGCUCCAACCAUUCCCGGCUGGAAGGUUGAGUGCGUUGGUGAUGAUAUCGCCUGGAUGAAAUUCGACAAAGACGGAAAACUUAGAGCUAUCAAUCCAGAAAACGGUUUCUUCGGUGUUGCUCCCGGAACUUCAAACCAUACCAAUCCCAACGCCAUGACCUGCAUGGAGAAAAACACAGUCUACACAAACGUCGCCGAGACUUCUGACGGAAAUGUCUGGUGGGAAGGAAUCGGACACGAUCCAACCGGUGAUGUUAUUGACUGGAAAAACCAGCCAUGGACGAAGGAGUCUGGAACACCCGCUGCUCAUCCUAACUCGCGAUUCUGUGCUCCAGCUGGACAAUGUCCAACUAUUGAUCCUCAGUGGGAGUCCGCUGAAGGUGUGCCAAUCGAGGCCAUCGUGUUCGGCGGCCGACGACCAGAGGGAGUUCCACUCGUUUACGAAGCUAACUCCUGGGAGCAUGGUGUCUUCCUCGGUGCUGCUAUGCGAUCAGAAGCCACUGCCGCUGCUGAAUUCAAGGGCAAGGCGAUUAUGAACGAUCCUUUUGCUAUGCGACCAUUCUUUGGAUACAACUUCGGCCACUAUCUUCAACACUGGCUCGAUGUUAAUCAAGAGGGACGACAAAUGCCUAAAAUCUUCAAUGUCAACUGGUUCAGAAAGAAUGAGAAUGGUUUUAUCUGGCCAGGAUUUGGCGAAAACUCGCGAGUCCUCGAAUGGAUCAUUCGACGAUGCAGCGGUGAAGACAUUGCCCAGGACAGCAUCGUCGGCAAAAUCCCCAAACCAGGUUCUCUCAACAUGGAAGGUUGCGACGGAGUCGAUCUCGACGCUUGCUUCGAGCUGAGCAGUGAUUUCUGGAAACAGGAAGCCGCAGAAGUGAGGCAAUACCUCGAACAGCAGGUCGGCGAAGAUUGCCCUGCCGAGAUUUAUGCCCAAUGUGACGAUCUUGCUAAGCGUGCAAGCCAGUAA
Oikopleura dioica is the source of this 1833-nucleotide messenger RNA. The record is from the annotation of a GenBank genome assembly. Lineage: Eukaryota; Metazoa; Chordata; Appendicularia; Copelata; Oikopleuridae.